Messenger RNA from Lottia gigantea (owl limpet), 792 nucleotides. RefSeq lists its product as hypothetical. The record is from RefSeq and is a predicted model, not a curated record. Gene Ontology annotation, biological process: hormone-mediated signaling pathway; negative regulation of corticotropin secretion; negative regulation of corticotropin-releasing hormone receptor activity. The coding region runs from base 1 to 792 and encodes 263 amino acids. The transcript is spliced from 5 exons. NCBI's taxonomy places the organism in Eukaryota, Metazoa, Mollusca, Gastropoda, Lottiidae. Gene Ontology annotation, molecular function: corticotropin-releasing hormone binding.
AUGAAUUCGUUAUUUUUUUCAGAUUGUGUUGAUAUGCGGAGUUUGGGAGGCGAUUAUUAUUAUACAUCUCAAGGUCAAAGAGAAGUUUGUGGGUUAUAUUUAAUUGGCGAUCCAGAUACACUUGUUGAAGUAGAAAUAUCUUUAGAUAUACAGUGUGACCUAUCUAAUAUUGUGGCGGUAAUAGAUGGUUGGGAACUUCAUGGCGAAUAUUUCCCAAGUCCAUUAGACCAUAGUAAAUCCUUAGAUGAUAGAUAUAUAGAUUUAUGCCAUGACAAUAAACCACAUAAAAAAUACCUCAGUUCUCAAAAUGUCGCCUUAAUUCAGUUCCUGAUACCUUCAGAAGGUCAGGGUUUUCGUGUUCGAAUAAACUUCGUUCGAAACCCCGCACCAUGUAAUGCUAUAGCGAUGGGCAAAUCGGGAGAAAUAACUCUGAAGAACUAUGGAAAGAAAAGUAAUUGUUCUGUAUCUAUUAUUUAUCCUGAAAAGAUAUACCUAGUAAAUGUAGAUAUUGGUGUAUCAUCGGAGGGGGGUAACAUUAAAACUAAAUCUGGCCUCUCUUGUACCAGUUCAGAAGGUAGAUCAGAUUACGUAGAAUUUCUAUUUGGAGAUGGUUUGGAUACUGAUCUCAUGAGUAGGAAGCUGGCAUUUUGUGCAAAACAUGGAAUGGUCAUGGGAUGUCAGCAUUCAGUAGUGAGAUUGGUUUCUAGUGGUGAUUAUUAUAACUCCAUCACAUUCGCAUUCCAACCACCUAGUAACGAGGAUCUACAGAAGAAUCUCGACAUCUGCUCAUAA